AUGUGCUUCUCAUACAAUGAACUUUACUCCAGUCUUAUCUUUUCCCAGCACUCUGUAGAUGCAGUGAAUGCUGGUGUCAGUCCUAUCGGAGACACAUCAUACAACUCCAGUCACUGGGACUUGGGGAGCUCCUUUUUCUUCGCUGGAACUGUGAUAACCACAAUAGGGUACGGCAACAUCUCUCCAAGCACAGAGGGAGGAAAGAUUUUCUGCAUCCUUUAUGCAAUUUUUGGCAUCCCACUCUUUGGCUUUCUUCUGGCUGGUGUUGGUGAUCAACUAGGGACUAUUUUUGUGAAGAGCAUUGCUAAAGUGGAGAAAAUGUUCAGGCGCAAACACAAUCAAAUAAGCCAGACCAAGAUUCGAGUGGCCUCUACAUUGCUCUUCAUCUUGGCUGGCUGCAUUCUCUUCGUCACCAUACCAGCCAUCAUCUUCAAGCACAUUGAAGGAUGGACCGGGCUGGAGGCGAUUUAUUUCGUGGUCAUCACACUCACAACUGUUGGGAUCGGAGAUUAUGUUGCAGGAGGCAACAGAAGAAUAGAGUAUCGUAAAUGGUACAGACCACUGGUGUGGUUCUGGAUCCUGGUUGGACUGGCUUACUUUGCUGCAGUUCUGAGCAUGAUUGGAGACUGGCUCAGGGUGCUUUCUAAGAAGACGAAAAUGGAGGUGGGUGAAAUUAAGGCUCACGCCGCGGAAUGGAAGGCCAAUGUCCGCGCAGAACUCCGUGAGACCAGACGCCGACUCAGCGUGGAAGUUCACGACAAACUGCAAAGGGCCGCCACCAUUCGCAGCAUGGAGCGCAGGCAGCUAGGUUUCGACCAGCGGGCCCAUUCCCUAGACAUGCUGUCCCCUGAACGUCGAGCUGCCUUCAACAGCUUGGACACCACCAAUUACAAAACAUCCUCCCAGGAGAGCAUCGACACAAAGCUCAACAACCUGCGUCUACGAGUUGAGCAGAAUGAGCAUCGGCGGAGCGACCCCAGCCAGGCGUACUCUGAAGAUAACCUUUUCAAUCGCCUUGGUUCAGUCACAAAACUAGCCAAACGGAACAGGAACAAAGAGUUGAGGAAAAACAUCCCAGACGACGGUCGGAAAGCCUUAGAUUCCUUCUCCUGUAAUACUCCUACAAUGGAUGAGGAGAAGAAAGAGGCCGAGGACGCGGAGCUUGAAAAAGAGGUCAACACCAGUCUGACCGACUUACCUCUCUUUGUGGAGAGCCCUAAUAGACAAAACGGAUUCAUGCCUCUACCGCCACAGACCAAAGAGGAAGAAAACGAGACAAAACUUGAAGAAAAAGAGUUCCAUUUGCAGAUUGAACCCUAG
This is a messenger RNA of Carassius auratus (goldfish), 1320 nucleotides long. RefSeq names its product potassium channel subfamily K member 10-like. Gene Ontology annotation, biological process: potassium ion transmembrane transport; stabilization of membrane potential. The record is from RefSeq and is a predicted model, not a curated record. Lineage: Eukaryota; Metazoa; Chordata; Actinopteri; Cypriniformes; Cyprinidae. Bases 1 to 1320 code for a protein of 439 amino acids. Gene Ontology annotation, molecular function: potassium ion leak channel activity; outward rectifier potassium channel activity. The transcript is spliced from 5 exons. Gene Ontology annotation, cellular component: plasma membrane.